This is a messenger RNA of Cylindrotheca closterium, 615 nucleotides long. The record is from the annotation of a GenBank genome assembly. Lineage: Eukaryota; Bacillariophyta; Bacillariophyceae; Bacillariales; Bacillariaceae.
AUGAAGAUCGCACUCCUCCUUGCAUCAUUGGCAUGUGCCAACGCAUUCGUUGCCCCAUCCACCAAUAGCUUUGCCACAUCCACAACAACUCUGUUCGAAGAGGCCGAAGCAGCCGAAGAGGCUUCUGAAAUGAUGGGUGCUGCAGCCAUCUCUGCCUUGACCUCUACCGUCAGCACUGUCUACACUACUGAAGAUGUCGACAACUUCCUUCCGCAUCGAUACCCAUUCGCUCUUGUCGAUAAGGUCGUCGAAAUUGAAGCUGGCAAGAAGGCUGUUGGAAUCAAGUGCGUUACCAAAAACGAGGAAUUCUUCAAUGGGCACUUCCCCGGUAAGCCAAUCAUGCCAGGAGUUCUUCAAGUAGAGGCCAUGGCCCAACUUGCUGGAGUUGUCAUGGCUGGUUUGGACGGAGCAGAACCUGGAGCCAUCUUCUUUUUCGGAGGUGCCGAUGGUGUCAAAUGGAAGAAACCUGUUGUUCCUGGAGAUGUUCUUGUAAUGGAAGUAGAAAUUUUGAAGUUCAACAAGAGAUUUGGAAUCUGUAAGGCUACCGCAAAGGGAUACGUUGAUGGAAAGAUCGCUGUUGAAGUCGCCGAAAUGACUUUUGCUCAAGCCAAGUAA